CCCGGAGACCAGUGACGGCAUGCUGAAGAAGGUUCUGGAAGCGCAGCCUUUCCAGACUGCAGGUCCCCGGUGAAGCCGGACCCGGUGCGCGCCCAGCCCGAGUCUGCGCGCUCCCGCCCUCGGGCCCCUCGUUGCCUUCUGCGGACCCUGGGCGCGCCAUGUGCCCCCCGGUGAGCGCGCGGCACAGCCGGGAGGGCGUGUCCUACCUGCACGCCUUCUGGCUGUACCAGUUCCAGCACGGGGCCCAGCUGAAGGUAUGCUUCACCUGCUUCAAGGCCGCCUUCCUGGAGUUCCGGGACUCGCUGGAGGCGGAUGACUGGGACGAGGACGACUGGGACCCGGAGCCAGGGUCUCCUGAGUGGGGCGGGGCCGAGCAGGCGGCGGCCCUGGGGAUGAUGCCCAGCUGGGGGCAGCCUGCACAGGCGGGCUCGCAGGGCUGGGGCCCAGGCCUCCUGGCGUCCACCCUCGCGGGCCUGGAGCAGGAGAGCCCCGAGCAUUUCUUCGUGCCGACCGAGCUGGAGCCUCAGGAUGCCACCCCGCUGGAGCUGGGCCCCGAGGACGCUGACUGGACCCAGGGCCUUCCCUGGAGACUGGGCAUGCUGCCCGUCUGCCCGCACUGGCCGGUCUCCCCCACUGCUUGGCUGGGGUUUUUCCGAGGAGACCGUGAUCCCGGAGAGUCCAUGCUGUUGGAACUGGGCUCCAGCCAGGCCAUGGAGCCUGGUGAGGCUGAGGCCUGGCUGCUGGACCUGCAGCUCUUCUCCCUGGUAACCUGCAGCCAGUCCGUCUACUUCCGUAAGAUGAGGCCAGGGUGGGUCCAGAGGACCCAAGCCCAAAGCUGGACUGUGCUGCUGGAGCCUGCUGAGGUGUGUUUGAUGAGGCUCAAAGACACGCCCCAGGAAUUUGAUGCGCACAAGUGGAAGCUGAGUGUUCUGGAAAGCCCCUCCGCAGGGUACAGUGCGGAACUGGUCCCCGCCGACGUCGCCCUGCUGAAGAAGGGCUUCACCAUCCUCUCCUACUCACCCUCUGCCCAGCAGGAGGAAGAACAAGGGGCCACUGCCCACAGCCCCCCACCCUGCACCCCAGCACCAGAUCCCCCCUGCGCACAGCGCUGGUGCAGAGAAUCCGGAGAGCCUCAACUUGGGGGAGCGGCUUCGUUUCCAGGACCCCAUUACUGAGGGACUGGAAGGACGCCGUGCCCGUAACUGAAGGAGACUGUCUCCCUGCGCCACUGUCCAGGCUCUGAGGGGAGCAGGACACAUAGACACACUCGGAAAGUCGCCCAAAGGCCGGCCCGCUGCCUUAGUGUUCCCCUUGCCUGGGCUGCCUGGGACUCCAGGACCCUCUUAGCCGUGCUGGGGACUCAGAUCUGCAGCAGGAGAGGACUGCUUCGAAUGUUGGCUUGUUCUCCGCUUCCCCCCGCCCCCCAGUUUGGGGCUACACCAAGCGAUGCUCAGGGCUUACUCCCGGCUCUGCACUCCAGGAUCAGUCUUGGCAUGUUCAGGCGAGCAUGUGGAGUACCAGGGACCGAACCCAGGUUGGCUGUGUACCUGCUCUCCGGUCCCCCAAGUGUUGGCUUUCUAGUAGGUAGUUUGUCCACUUUGUUGUAGUUUGAGGUUUGUUUUUGCGCUGGGGUAGGAUCUAGGGCUGCGUACCUGCAAAGUCCAUGUGCUGCCAGAAACUGCAUCUCCAGCCCUUUUUAAAAAGUCUGUGUAUCUUACUCGUUUGGGUUUUGUGAGGUGCUCAGCAGUUACAUGUGCUCCAUCCCUCUGAGCCACCUCCCGGUUCUGCUGACCUUAACCAAAUAAAGUUUUAG
Messenger RNA from Sorex araneus (European shrew), 1813 nucleotides. It is a transcript of the gene TEX19, whose product is annotated as testis expressed 19. Lineage: Eukaryota; Metazoa; Chordata; Mammalia; Eulipotyphla; Soricidae. Gene Ontology annotation, cellular component: nucleus; cytoplasm. The transcript has a single exon. Gene Ontology annotation, biological process: placenta development; male gonad development; spermatogenesis. The record is from RefSeq and is a predicted model, not a curated record. The coding region runs from base 159 to 1175 and encodes 338 amino acids.